AUGGCGGUUGGCAAGAAUAAGCGUAUCUCCAAGGGCAAGAAGGGAGGCAAGAAGAAGACCGUGGAUCCGUUCAGCAAAAAGGAUUGGUAUGAUAUCAAGGCUCCGUCGGUCUUCAGCGUGCGCAACAUCGGCAAGACCCUGGUCUCCAGGACACAGGGCACCAAGAUUGCCUCUGAGGGUUUAAAGCACAGAGUAUUUGAGGUCUCCUUGGCUGAUCUUCAGAGUGAUGAAGACCAGGCGUACAGGAAGAUCAGACUUCGUGCAGAGGAUGUACAAGGGAAAAAUGUUCUCACAAACUUCUGGGGUAUGUCCUUUACAACGGACAAGCUCCGUUCGCUGGUUAAGAAGUGGCAGACACUUAUCGAGGCUCAUGUCGAUGUCAAGACCACUGAUAAUUACAUGCUGCGGCUUUUCUGCAUUGGGUUCACCAAGAGGCGGCCCAAUCAAGUGAAGCGCACUAGCUAUGCUCAGGCAAGCCAAAUCAGACAGAUUCGUCGGAAGAUGACCGAAAUCAUGAGCAACCAAGCUUCAACUUGUGAUCUGAAAGAGCUCGUGUCCAAGUUCAUCCCUGAGGUCAUUGGAAAGGAAAUCGAGAAAGCCACCUCUAGCAUAUUCCCCUUGCAAAAUGUCUUCAUCCGCAAGGUGAAGAUCCUGAAAGCACCAAAGUUCGACAUUGGAAAGCUCAUGGAGGUCCAUGGUGACUAUGCCAAGGAGGAUGUUGGUGUCAAGAUGGACAGGCCUGCUGAAGGUGACGAGGCAAUGGGAGGACAGGAGCGAUUAGGGCUCCGAAUCGCGUUUAAGCGCUGCGAAAUCAGUGCUGGGGCUUCGUCCUCGAGUCGUCCUGCUGCUGGAUGCCACCUCGUGUCCCGCGCCGACGCCAGUGCCUGUCCUCGGAGCCGCGGCGACGCCAGUGCCCGUCCUCGGAGCCGCCUCUCUCCGGCGAUCACCGGAGACGGAUACGGCCGGAGACGUCACUGCAGGCCGCGCUCGUGCACCGAAGCAGGGGCUUGCGGUUUUUUGCUGCUGCAGAUGUCUAGUAGCUCCAACGGCCAUUAUCCUGCUAAUGGUGCAAAGGUUCUUCAUAGAAAAGAAAAGAAUAAAGAGAAAGUACAGCUCGACAAAAAUGCAGCCUCUUCGGCCUGCCAGAAGGACAGGUAUUAUAUUGAGAAAUUAGAAACAGAAUUGAUGAACUGCUAUCAGGAAAUUGACUAUUUGCAGGAUCAGUUAAAUAUACAGAGCGUUGAAGCAAACAUCAUGGGGGAGCAUAUUCACAGUCUUGAACUGAAGCUGACUGAACUUGAAAAGUUCCCAGAAAGAGUGAGAGUGAUGGACAAUGAGCUGAUACGAUCUGAUUCUCAGUGCUGGCUUCUGAUGGAAGAAGUCAGAUGUAAAGAAGAGGAGUUGCAGAAGGCAGCCGCACAGAUAGAGAAGCUUGAAAGUACAGCUUUAGAUUCACAAUGCGAAAUUGAGAGCUUGAAACUUGAUUUGAGUAAUCUUGAGCAGAGACUACUUGAUACCGAAAGCUUUACCCAACAUGCUGCUGAGCACAAAGCUCAAAUUGACAAAUUAUUGGGAGAACAUGAGCUCCAGCUACACGAGGCACAGAGAACUAUUGAUCAACUUGUACUGGAGAAUAAGCAACUGAUAGAGCUAUUGCCUGUAAGAGCUCCUAAACAAUCCCCUUCUGGAUCUGGGCAGCAAGUUGACAAAACAUUGGAGAACGGUGUUCAUGCAGAAUGUGAAAGUGGUGAUAUAAUUCUUGAAAAGAUGGCAAAACGAAAUGAAGAAUCUGAACUUCUAAUUGAGCAGCUCAAGGAAGAGCUUCGAGAACAAAAGUUAAAGGCAAAAGAGGAUGCGGAAGAUCUCACCCAAGAAAUGGCUGAACUAAGGUACCAGAUAACAGGCAUGCUUGAGGAAGAAUACAAGCGUCGAUCUUGCAUUGAGCAGGCAGCUAUUCAACAUAUUCAGGAGCUGGAGACUCAGGUCUCCAAAGAGAAGACAAAGUUGAGUGGGGCACUUAGGCGAUUGCAGGAAUCACAUGAACUAGCUCACACACAAGCUAUGGAGAUUAAGAAGUUGAAGGCUGCUUUGGAGAGAUUUAACUCCAUGACGAACCUGGGUACAGUUUGCAAAUCUUGCUCUUGCGGGUUCUCUGCAAUGUUGAUAGAAUUGUCUAAUUGCUCGAUCGAAGGACCGUCAGGCGGCGCCAGACCCCCCAGUUCCAACCACAUUGAUGAGAAGUCACAGAACCGAGCUCGAAUAGAGUGGCGUCCUGGUGAAGCUUCAGAUGGUGACGGCGGGUAG
Molecule: messenger RNA, 2304 nt
Organism: Miscanthus lutarioriparius
Lineage: Eukaryota; Viridiplantae; Streptophyta; Magnoliopsida; Poales; Poaceae
Source: the annotation of a GenBank genome assembly